Molecule: messenger RNA, 957 nt
Organism: Cylicocyclus nassatus
Lineage: Eukaryota; Metazoa; Nematoda; Chromadorea; Rhabditida; Strongylidae
Source: the annotation of a GenBank genome assembly
AUGGCAGAAAAAAAAUAUUUAGACCUCAAUGGGCUUGGAUAUACUAUUCGUAAAAUGGAUAGUAAGAAAGCUGAUGUUGAGAGUCCAGCUUUAACUGGAACGCCAACCGCUCCUACUGCUGAAAAAGGAACAUCAACAACACAAAUUGCAACAACAGAAUUUGUUAAUGAUGCUAUAUCUACUGCUGAAAAGGGUUCAGUCGUUACAGUAACGCCAAGUAGAAACUCUGGUGAAAAAAUAGCUGAUAUAACGGUAGAUAAUACAACAAAAAGUCUUUAUAUUUCAUCUAAUUAUCUUGAUAAAUCAUAUUCUGGAGAAAACAAACUUUCUGGAAAAGUAACUGUAGGAAGUUGCUCUACUAAUGUAAACAAUGCUUAUUUGCACCAAAGAAAUGUUAGUUCUUAUAACGGAAUAGUUUCUGGAACUCCUUAUGUUGGAGCUUGCUUUGCCAUAAAUAGUGAUGGCUCUGCUGGCUUUUUCCAUAAAACAUAUUCUGAUGCUAAUGGUAAUGGAGCUAGAAAUAGUGCUAUUUUAAGGUUUUUUGGUGUAAGAGACAAAGAAGGUGGAAAACUUCAAUUUGGAACUAAUGCUACUGGAAAUGUUGCAGAAAGUGAUUAUAAAACUGUUGCAAUGAUUGAUGAUAUUCCAAAUUAUACAGCCGGAAAUGGUAUAACCAUAGAAAAUAAUGUUAUUUCUGCAACUGGUGGUAGUCCAACACCUAUUCCAUAUGUAACGCCAGAAAUGUUUGGUGCUGUUGGCGAUGGGGAAACUGAUGACACUAUAGCUUUUCAACGCAUGGCGGAUUCUAAUGAAAAUAUUGUUGUUUUUGUUAAAAUGGUCAAAUUACAAAUAGAAGCAGAAGAAGCAGAACAUAAAGAAUCUACUUAUGCAAUUGGAUUUGACACAGAAUGUUAUACUUCUCGUGAAGACGAAGAAGAAUGGGAGGACGAUGAAUGA